Messenger RNA from Thelazia callipaeda (thelaziosis nematode), 1274 nucleotides. The record is from the annotation of a GenBank genome assembly. NCBI's taxonomy places the organism in Eukaryota, Metazoa, Nematoda, Chromadorea, Rhabditida, Thelaziidae.
AUGAAAGGAAUAUUAGAAAAUUUUUAUGCCAAAAUUGGUAUAACUUCUGAAUUACCAUGUGUGAUACUGUUUGGCAUGGCAUUUAUGUUUGUUUUCGCUGGUUUUGACACACAAGCGUACGUAACAGAAACAGCUCUGCAGUCUAUCUCAAAAAUUUAUCCCGACCGCAUGUCCACUCAUGCCGGAUAUUAUGGUAUGUGUAUAACUUACUUCUUCUUCACACUAAUGACGUUUUUCACGCCACUUGUAGUAAGUUACUUGACUGCUAAGUGGACAAUGUUUCUUGCAAGUGUGUUUUAUACUAUAUUCAUGCUGACAUUCAUGCUUGUAAACAGCUUAAUUUUCUACAUGGCAUCUGCUCUAAUGGGAAUCGCUGCGGCUUUAAUUUGGACUGGACAUGGUGUUUACAUGAAGGAAAUUACUGCAUCAGGUAAUGAAUCUAGAAAUAGUGGACUACACUGGAGUAUCAACUUUGGCAGCUUGAUUUUUGGUGGUAUUCUUUUACUGAUAAUAUUUCGCGAGGCAGGAGAAGUCGAAACUUUAUCAGUGGAAAUCAUUCGAUACAUUUUUGGUGGUUUGUCAGUGUUCACAAUUUUAUCAAAUAUUUUAUUUGCUUUACUGCCUAAUUAUUCAAAACGAUGUGUGGAAAAACGUGUCACUUAUUCUACAACUAUUGGCAAAAGUAUCCGCUUGUUUUGUGAUGCCAAAACAUAUUUACUAGCCGUAUCAUUUCUUUUCAUGGGAUUAUCAUUAUCAUUUUAUAUCACAAUUUAUCCGUCGUGUUUAUUUUUUUCAAAGUCAAUUAUUGGAAGUUGUUUUAUCAGUUAUAUGAGUAAUCGAGUUCUCAAUUUUGGAUAUCUACCCACAAUGUUGAUAGCUUUACCUUUGUAUUUCACAGCUUUUAUUGCUAUCUACUUGGCAUUUCCAUUUGAUGCAAAUCUGAAGCCAACCACUCAACCAACUUUAACACUUUGGCUCGUUAUUGGAAUGUUAAUAUGCAUGGGUGAUAGCUGCUGGAAUACGCUACGAACAGCUGUACUUACAAAAAUGUAUGGCCGUGAAAAUUCUCCACAAUCCAUCGCAACGUGCGCAUCGUUCUUCUAUUCAGCAGUGCUAAAUUUGCACAUACAAAUUCUGAUUCAAGCACUUGUUUUACUUGCUGGAUCCAUUUGCUUUGCUAUUGCUUGGAUGAUACAUUUACGAGAAAUAAAAAUUGUUGCAUCUACCAAAGAAAACAUUUCAAUUGCUAAUAAAAAUGCGCUUAAAUAUUGAGU